This is a messenger RNA of Physella acuta, 2203 nucleotides long. RefSeq names its product zinc finger protein 235. Gene Ontology annotation, biological process: regulation of transcription by RNA polymerase II. Gene Ontology annotation, molecular function: RNA polymerase II cis-regulatory region sequence-specific DNA binding; DNA-binding transcription factor activity, RNA polymerase II-specific. The record is from RefSeq and is a predicted model, not a curated record. Gene Ontology annotation, cellular component: nucleus. NCBI's taxonomy places the organism in Eukaryota, Metazoa, Mollusca, Gastropoda, Physidae.
GUAGGCUAAACAUUACGUCUGGUCCGUCAUGGCGUCUGUUUGAGCAAACGCACAAAGAAAUUGCCGGCAUACCCCAUAUUUGUGAUAUAAGAUAAAAACAGAUCUUCCUUUACAUAAAGUUUAAGAACCAUUCCCGUACCAUGGAUUUCGAUUCCUCUUCCAAGUUUAUUUCUUCUUUAGCCAAGUUUCUACAGUCUUUAUGUAAUGGUUAUGUAGAAUUUAACAGUGGUGUUGAAGUGAUUGGACAUAUUUACUUAAAUGUUGACACAGGAAAGAAAAUAGACUACAUUCUAAAUGAAAAAGUGUGUAAAACUGAUGAAAAUUCUGUUACAUUUAUCAGUAACAGUUUUCAUGCUCAACCUGCAGAAAAACCUAAGCCAUCUUUGAAAAACUCUUCCGACUCAACAAAUAAACUCAAUGACAGUGUUGAAAUAAAAAACACAGAAGAUGAAAUCGUCAUAAUGGACGAACCAGAGAGUAAAAAUGUAGGAACAUUGCCUUCCAGGGAUAGUUUUCGUAGAAAAACUGGAAGUCCUCACUCAAAAUUUGGUCGACCAACAAAACGUCCUCAUCAAAGUUUUUCACAUGGUCACAAACAUUUAUCAAAGCAUCAUAAACCUGACCCCUCAUCUGGCCCUAAUGGUGCUCAACAUGAUACAGAAUCAUUACAUUCUGAAAGUAAUUCCUCCUCCAAUUUUGUUACACCUCAGUUAACCAGUGAAACUUCAUUAGCAGCAGCUUCAGACUCUGAAAUAUCUCAUCUUUCCAAAGUCUUUCCACAAUCAUUUGGUGAUACAUCGAACAAUCAAAAUGCAGCUGAAGAAAGGGAUAUUAAACCUCAGUUAGAUAGUGAAAUGAAUGUUAUUCAGGUUAAACAAGAGUUUAGUCAUUCAGAGCAUGGGGAGGAGGAACAAGAAACAUAUGAUGAUUCUCAAGAUCAUAGUACAGUUUUCCCUGGUAUGCCUUAUGAUCAGUAUUAUUUGGAAGGCAGCAGGAGGGGUCAUAGGUCAGAGUUUGGUCAAGCUGGUUUAUCUCAAGAUUUUUUCCCUGGAGCAGGACCAUCAGGAGAGGGAAUUGGAGAUUCUUCAGAUAUGGCAAACUACAGAAGUUGUGACUACUGUGGUAAAAGGUUUCAAAACAACUUUCAUCUACAAGAACACAUACAUGCAGUUCAUUAUGGAUUGUAUCAAUAUAAUUGCCCAAAAUGUGAUAAAACAUUUGCAUACAAGAGAAGUUUAAAGCGCCACAUUUUGUUACAUAGUUCUGCCUCUGUUCAACAAGCAGCUCCUGAUAUCGUUUUUCAUGGUGGAUCUUUGCAUUUAUAGAAUGGGGUUUUCUGGCACUUUAAAACCAUUGAAGAAUGUAUCAUUCUUUUAAUAUUUUCAAUCAGUUGAAUUAAAAUAUUUGAAUGGAGAUGUUAAUGCUCAAAGAAAUUGGUUAUACAUUUUUCUUCCUUAGCUGGCCUUCCUUAACCUCUAAAUUUUGCUUUUGUAAGUUUGUGAACUGCAUAGCUUAUUUUAUAAAAUGAUUGUUAUUGUUCAUCUGUGUGACAUGGCUUGAGCAUUCUAAGGAUUUGAAGACUUUUAAAAUAGAUACUCUGUGUUCUAGAGAAUUUCAGUUUGGUACAAGCGUAUUUUCAUUUUUGUUUUUGUCAUUUUUCACAGAUAUUUCUAAAAUUUCUGGGUUGUAUUGCUGUAGUUGUGACAAACAUUUUUCAAGCAAAUUUCACCUACAAGAGCACAGAGAUGCUGUACACAAAAAGUUGAAUCAGCAUUUAUGUCCACUAUGCCUCAAAGCAUUUGCCUAUAAACGAAAUAUGAAACGCCACUUCACAAUGUGCAGAUUUACAAAUACAUAAAUUGGAUAAGGAACUGAAUGCUAUUAGUUUUUCUAUCACAUCCGGAUUUUUCAGAAUUCUCUAAUCGGCUCUUGAAUUUGAGAAGUGUCACUUUUAGACUAUGUUUUUCUCUUUUUAUGAUGAAGAAUGUUUAUAAACCAUUCCUUGGUCGUUAAUCUUGUUUUCGCUUUUCCCAAUAGUAGUCUUCUUUUCUGCUCUCCAGGUAUGUUGCAGAGCUCUACUUUCAGGCGCCAUGCAUGCACAAUUUGUGGGAAACUCUUCCUAAAUGCCACACACCUGAAAGAACAUACAAAUGGUGUUCAUUUUAAGGUCAUGCCGUAUGCAUGUGAAUAUUGUGGUCAUAAA